ACGAAGGAGAAAACUCAAAGGAAAGCCAAGAUGUGGAAGGAGAGCCACUCGUAAACGAGGAACAACCACAAGAGGAGGAAACGCCAAUGCCAAGGGCAUGGAGGACUUUAAAGAACCAUCCUCUUGACAAGGUAAUCGGUGACAUCAACCGAAAGGUAAGUACUCGUAGCUCUCUUAGGGACACCGUAGGUCACAUGGCUUUUGUUUCUCAAAUUGAACCUACAACCAUUUCGGAAGCAAUUGAUGAUGAACAUUGGACCUUGGCAAUGCAAGAGGAGCUUAACCAAUUCAAACGAAAUGACGUUUGGGAAUUGGUGCCAAGACCCGAUGAUCACACCAUAAUUGGAGGUCAUCAAAGAAAAAGAUCUCGCACCGGCAAGAACGUGGCUUCUUCCUCGGCUCCUCCACCACCUGCGCACAAGUAUCUCGACGGGUCGUUCCUUUGGUUCAACGACCGCGAAGAGGCUGCGAGGUUCUCGGAGAAGUUUGAGCACCGGGAGAUUCUUCCUCCCCAGUUCUCCACGGGCCGCUUCAUUCACAGCUCCAUUCCACGCCAGGCACGGGUCAUCCUCCAAGAAGGACACUUCCUCGACCUACUCUACAUCACGAAGAACGACUACCACCCUUUUCUUGUUCGAGCUUUCUAUUCGAACUUGAAAAAGGAUGAGGACGGAUCGUUGAUUUCAAACGUCAACGGGGUGGGCAUCUAUUUGAAUGAGGAGAACAUUCAAAUCCUCACCGGGCUUCAUCGGGACGGACAGGAUCUCGGGCUCUACGUCGGAGAAGAAAGAGCGCGGUUCAACGAGACCGCCCUCUUGGAGGAAGUGGGCAUUCGAAACUUCGUCCCCACUCCCCAACAGCGGCGCCCUACGAUUGCUUCCAUGAGUCCCGUGUAUCGUUUCAUCUUCUAUGUUUUGACACGGAUCCUCAAGCCCAGGAAGUUCAACCACACCACUCUCUCCCAAGAAGACACGAAGACGAUCCAUGCGAUGAUUCACAACGCCAAUAUCAAUUGGUGUAAAUUUGUGAUGAUCCACAUGUUCAACGCCACCUCCGACAACCGGCCGCUCCCCUAUGCUCUUCUCGUCAUGGCGAUCCUUGAUGAGUACCACAUCAAGACGGACGUCUGGCCGAAAUGCAAAGGGACGAAGCAUUGGGUGAUUGACGAGUCCUCCUUCCACCCAGGAACCGAUGAAGCUACGUUCCCGCAGCCUCGUCCUCGCCGCCAACCGAGAGCCACUGCCUCGACUGCCGCCGCUUCAACCAAUCCGUCUCUCGCCGAGCAAAUGGCAGCUUUGACCACCACCCUUUCUCGGAGACACCAACAUCUCCAAAACGGCACAUAACGUCAAUAUUCUGAGCCGUGAGCUUCAUGGGUA
This is a messenger RNA of Cuscuta campestris, 1379 nucleotides long. NCBI's taxonomy places the organism in Eukaryota, Viridiplantae, Streptophyta, Magnoliopsida, Solanales, Convolvulaceae. The record is from the annotation of a GenBank genome assembly.